Messenger RNA from Hymenoscyphus albidus, 2592 nucleotides. Lineage: Eukaryota; Fungi; Ascomycota; Leotiomycetes; Helotiales; Helotiaceae. The record is from the annotation of a GenBank genome assembly.
CCGCUGCCAACUGACAUGUGAUAGAGAAUCCGAGUCAAGUGCCUGGAUCUGUCGGUGUAUUCGUCUCUUCUCACGUACUUUGUAUUUUUAUAUCUUCGUUUCUAGUCUGUUUGAGAGCGUUGCAAGACGCUUGUGGUUGUCGCUACUCUAUUCCCCACAACUUUAUUAGACUCUCGAGACUCUAUCCGAGAUCAGCACUCCAGGAUGCCGGGACCCUGCAAUGCGCAUCUCGAGAACUUUCACCCGACGAGUCAAUCUCUAUUUUUCAGUGCAGUAUAAAUAGCUUAGUGGCAGUUCCAUGUAAUUUAUGAAAGGUCAUCCACAUGCCAAUCUCUAUUUUCCAGUACAGUAUAAAUAGCUUAGCGGCAGUUCCAUGCAAUUCAUGGAAGGCCAUCCACAUGUCAAUCUCUGGAUCCUCGUUCCUCCCGCCACAUGAUAUUCUUCCAUCGGCUGUUCGAAAAUAUAUACCAUGUGCUCUACACACAUCAUCCGAUGAACCCAUCUCCUUGCUACGGUAUCCAGCACGCCCAGCAAAGAAGCGAAACAAUCUCGUCAUGAUUACUGGUAGGAGUAUCACACAUAGGUACUUGUACAUUACGUGGAGAGAAGAAUAUAUUUCUUCCACUUUAGCUGACUUUUCUAUAUGCGAUUCCGAGGCUCAAAUUGAUUUUUACAGCCGCGUUCUCCCGCCGUCAAAGUCUACGUCAACUACACCAAGACGAGCACUCGUAUCUAUCUAGUGAUAGAGACAACCGGUCAUACUUUGUUUCUAAUCUGAGAUUUUCUGGAUGGUGACUCGGUGAAGAGUGUAAAUCCAGAUGGGUGGAUUUGGAGAUGUUUCGUGGCUUUUGAUGUCCACAAUUGGCAAUGUUGACAUUUGCAGUUUGAAGAGUAUCAUCACGGCAACGUCACUGAAUUUCCGAGUCCUCAUCUUGGUGGUCCCCUAUAUCUCAAAUGGAGCACUCAAUCUCUUGUCUGAUGUCAUCAAGGAUGAUCGAGGCGCUUGUCAAUCCAUCGGGACCUGAGACCAAGUCUCCAAGGAAGACUCCCGCUCCCUCCCCAUGGCAUGAUGAACUGCUCAUCUCUGGCGCAGUGCAACAAGACCAAAAUAAUUUCUUGUUUGCUUCAAUAUAAUGGAAAGUGGACCAAAAUCAUCUUACCAUCUCCUUUUUGACUCCUUGAAAAGUGUCAUCUUGGGAAAAAAGAAGAUGUGUGAUGUCGACGACACUGUGUGGUUUGCGACGACAGCCCAAAUCCGGACACGGCUACACCAAAUACGAUGACCCCAAUCCACCGAAGCUGAAAAGGAAAUCCAAAUCGAAAUCAAAGUCACAAACGAAGAGGCCCAAGUCCUCGACGUCGACGAAUGAUGUGGCACAGCCCAUGCUCUUGGCCACAACGACAGAGAUCGACAGUUUCGGUUUCCCUGUUAGUCGCGACGACGAACGUGAGACCUUCCCGGGCACCUCGAACCUGCGCAAGAGGAACAGCGCCAACUUUGAGUGGGCACGUCUGGAUCAGUUGUCGGUGAUUCUGGAAAAAUCAAGUCUUGCCAGUACUACUGGGACCCCCCACUUGGAGGAAUCGGCUGAGGAGGUUCUAAGGUGGGAUGAUAAUAUCCAGUCUCCCCCGCUACGCCCACCAAGUCCUCCACCCAGUCCUCCACGAACACCACGACCUCCCAGAUCUUCAAGAUCUUCGAAAUCACGGAUCCCUUCGGAAUCUCCAAGACCACCAGCGAUAACCAUCUCACGAUCGGGAUCCACGGGAAGAAGAACCGAGAAGAGAACCCGUUGGCUUGACUACGAGUACCCGGACCUUCGAACACCAGAAUCCGGAUAUCCUCCUUAUUACUUACCCCGCCACAAAAUGUCGAGCACUUCAGGAAGAAGAAGUCCUAUUACCCCUCGACUGAUCGAGCCUCCACCAACAGAUGUAAGUAUUUCCUAUUCCUCCCUCCAAAGAAUUCCCUACCAAAUACUCCUCCUCCAACUCCUCACUCCACCAAUCCCAAACUAACCCCGCCCCCAGCUCGAAGAAAUCCAACGCAUCGACGACUCCCUCUGCUUCGAACACUUCACCACCGAAGACGCCUGGGAACUCGGUUCCGCCCUCCGCACCCGUCUCAUGCCCGUCCCCACACCCGUGGUAAUCAACAUCGCGCUCGCCAACCAAAACCAAGUCCUCUUCCACACCUGCACCCACACAGGAAUCAUGCCCGACAACGACAACUGGGUAGCGCGGAAGCGCAAGACGGUCCUGCGAUGGGGCACCAGCACUUGGUACAUGUCGUGCAAGUUCAACGGCGAUGAGACCGCCUUCAAAGAAAAAUAUGGACUGGGGAAUAGCGCAGGGGAAUAUGCGAUUCAUGGCGGUGGUGUGCCGAUUCGCGUCUCCGGUGUGGAGGGGGUGGUGGCGGUUGUGGUUGUUAGUGGGCUGAAGCAGCAUGAGGAUCAUGCGGUUAUUGUGGAGGUUAUUAGGGAGCUGUAUUAUUAGGUACUCUUACUUUACGUUUUGCAUAGUGUUUUUUUGGGGUUUCGUUGGAAAUUGGAAAGAGAGCGUAUAAUACCCUUGUGUGUUAUUUAGGCGGGU